Molecule: messenger RNA, 3459 nt
Organism: Adineta ricciae
Lineage: Eukaryota; Metazoa; Rotifera; Eurotatoria; Adinetida; Adinetidae
Source: the annotation of a GenBank genome assembly
AUGUCGGACUCAUUCCCCUUAUUCUUAAUCGAUCUGAAUCAAUUAAUGAUAGGUCUACGCUACAAUCAUCAUCAUUACCAUGUCCGAGAACGUAACACUACUCAGCAGGCCAUAGACGCCUAUAACACAUGGACAUUUCCUGAUCAUCUUCGAGCGGAUACGAAAGGUGACUUGAAAAUCGAUAGUAAACAACUUACUCUCACUGGCAUGGCGCUUGGCUUAAACUCAGCUCUGACGAUACCUGAAUUCAAGAAAAAAUUACCACCAUGUCCAAUGUUAUUGCUGUCCAAUAGCGAAGGUGUCCUGCUCGUUUAUUACUUUCUUCAUCAACAAUUGCAAUUCGCUUGCCAUGCACCUGAAGUAAUCAAGCCAAUUCAAGCUGGAAACAUUUUCGGAAGUGCAGCGCCAACAUCAUCGUUAGCGUUAACAGGAACAUUUUCCUCAUCACAGCCCCCAACCAACGGUUUUCAAAUGACUCAACUAAAUUCAACAGCGGCACUUUCGCGCAUUCCUAUUGCUUCGCAAGGAAAAGAGAAGACUAACCUCACAAGUGCCUUUAACUUUACGCAAGCACCUCCACAAAUUGCAAAUGGCUCUCCAUUCAGCGAGAUUUCGAAAACACCGACUAUGAAUUUGGGAAGCGAACCAACUCGUACGCAAAAACAAUCACCAAUAAAAAGCACAGUCAGUCAGGAACAACCAUCAACACCCAAAGUGGAUACUAAGAAUCUUUUUCAGACGAUCGAUCAAUUUCAAUCGAAAUUGAAUACUUUAACCAACUCUUUACCAAAAGCAUCGACAUCGUCCGGUGAUUUCGAUAAGUCCCUAGAGAAUUUAACAAAAACUCUUCAGGAUAUGAACAAUACAUUUGAAAAAUCUUCUCAAUCAGUCAAAACAAUGACCCAUGAACAUAUAGAAUACAUGACAAAAAUUGAAAAUGCCCGUUAUCAAUUACGUUCAAGUCUAAAGGAAAAUCUAUAUCAUUCGUUGAAAGACCGUGAACUUGAUCCAUGGACACAAGCACGUCUGGAUUCAAUCAAAACUAAAUAUGAUCAACUUAAACACGAUUUGGAUGUCUUACUGCAAGUAACACACGCAACCAUUCGCGAUAGAUCAGCACCAGACACUUCCGAAGACGCAGAGAAUGAAGAUUUUUUGCCAGAUUUAGAAAUAUCAUUGAUUACGACGGGAACUAUGAAACAACGAUUACGCAAUCGUAUACGAGAACUUAGCCAUAAAGUAUCACAAACAGAAAGCGAUCUGCAGCAAAUCUGUGCCAAAUUAAAUACGGAUAUACUGAGUAGCAAAACCUUCGAUAAGACGACGAUGUCGUCUGAGCGACCAUUUCAUAAUACAGAUGCACAAAUUUUAGCGCAUUUACAAGCUACUCAUAAAACAAUCACUCAAGUUCGUGUACCAUUAGCUGUUGGAAUCAAUCUCUCGUCAACUGUUGAAUCGACGAAAAAACAACCAGUGAAUGAAGCACCAAAAGUAACUACGCCAUCAAUUCAACCAUCAACACCUCACCAAUCGAGUUCGCCAACAGUUGAUUCGGAAAGUUUCAAAAAUAUGCUUCGUCUCGUUCGAACCUCGAUUGAUUUAUUUUCCGGUGUAACUAGUCCUGAACAAUUACAAGAACUUUCAAACACUAUUGCUACAAGUCCAUUAUCAGCAGCGCCAAAAUCGAAUACUACGCCCAUUUCUAAAACUCCAACGACCGCUAAGGCAACGACUUUAACUAAAACAGCCACAUUGCCCAAAACGUUACAAACAACAACUGCCUUACAAACACCUGCAAAAUCGACGACAUCAGCACCACCGGCUAUUUCUGUAACCCCAGCUACACCAGCAACGCAAACUUUUGCUUCAAACGUACCACUUUCAUUCUCGCAAGUCAAACCCACUAUUGUUUCUGCCGCGACUGACCUAACCAAGCCACAGGUAGCAGCAACAUCCGGCGAUAACGCUAUUCGUUCGUUACUUAAUAGUACAGUAUCACCUUCGUUAAAUACAGCAUCGGUCACUAAACCAUUAGCCAAUACCACUACACCUAAUCAAGUUGCACUAUCAAGUUCAUUUGGUGUAUCUUCACUUUUCAAUCAACCUGGAACUUCAUCUCCAUCAACAACUACCAUAACAUCAUUAUCCUCAACGAUCACAACAUCAGUACAAUCAACAUCGCCAACAGUUAAACCAUUGACGUCAUCUGGAGCUGGCGCGUUUGGAUCAAAGCCAGCACUCGGCGGUAGUUCUUCAUUGAAUUUAGGAUCUCUAUCAGCCAGUAUUUCAUUCGACAACAGCUCUUCUGUAACACCACUAGCAACAACAAUAUCCACGCCCAGUCCAUCUGGUACCGUAUUCGGUACACCAUCUUCGACGGCGCCAACUUCAACUGCAACUACAGGCCCAUUUGGUGGCUCUAUAAUGACACCUGUAACCACUUCAGCUUCUACCGGCAGCGCAUUUGGAAGUUUAUCUGGGCCAUUCGGUGCUACAGUGGCAAUAGCAACCACGGCUCCCACAUCCGGUUUAUUUUCCACUCCAACCACUGCAUCAACCGGUAUAUUUGGUAGUACAAUAACUACUACAGCGACAAGUCCAUUUGGUACUACACCAGCAACUUCAGCCUCUGGAACGGGCAUAUUUGGCACUGCAGCACCUUCUACCGCGCCUUCCACUGGUAUAUUUGGUAGCACAACAACCUCAACUUCUAGUCCGUUUGGUGCUUCACUGCCAACAACAUCAGCCGCUGGAACAGGCAUAUUCGGUGCUGCAACAUCCACUGCAGCACCAUCAACUACAACUACUAGCCCAUUCGGUGCUGUUCCAGUAACUCCAAGUGGUAGUGGAACAGGUGUAUUUGGUAGUGGGUUUGGUGCCACAGCACCAUCAACUUCUACUGCUGGCCCAUUUGGAAGUGUAUUCGCAUCGUCAUCAUCAUCUUCAACAGCAGCAGCACCGUCAGGUUCAAUCUUUGGCGGAUUUGGUGGCUCUUCAACUGCAUCAGCAUCGUCUCCCACCACUGGUGGCUUCAGUGUGAAUUUAUCUGCUACGUCACCAACGAGCUCUACCGCUUUUGGUGCUAGCCCAUCAUUUGGAAGCGGCUUUUCUGGCUUUAAUACACAGUCAAAACCGUCUGGAGCAACAACUGGAUUCUCUUUCGGUGGAUUUGCUGGACAAAGUUCGAGCUCAGGUGCUCCCGCGCCGACAUUCGCUUCUUUUGGAUCAGCCGCAACUGCAGCAGCGCAACCAACAUCAUCCCCAUUUGGUGGUUCCAUGUUCGGAAGCGCAGCGCCUACUCAACCGAGCGGCUUUGGUGGUAAGUUGUUUGCGUUUGGAGAAAGUUUCUUUUUGUCUACUUUGGAAAACUUUCUUACGAUAGGUUCACCUUUCGGCGGUCCAUCACCAGCUCAGUCGCCAACAUCGAGUUCAUUUACAAGCUAUCGUGAUCGUAAAUAG